Molecule: messenger RNA, 1202 nt
Organism: Engraulis encrasicolus (European anchovy)
Lineage: Eukaryota; Metazoa; Chordata; Actinopteri; Clupeiformes; Engraulidae
Gene: ppa1a
Product: inorganic pyrophosphatase 1a
Exons: 11
Coding region: 73-942 (289 amino acids)
Biological process (GO): phosphate-containing compound metabolic process
Cellular component (GO): cytoplasm
Molecular function (GO): inorganic diphosphate phosphatase activity; magnesium ion binding
Source: RefSeq, a predicted model, not a curated record
UAGCAGUGGGGCUUAGAGCACUAAAUCUGCCGGUGGAGGGGACUAAGAAUAUCGGCCUGCACUCAGAUCGCCAUGAGUUUCAGCGUUGAGGAGAGGGGGAGGCCAAACGCGCCGGACCAUCGGGUCUUUUUCAAAAACUCAGAGGGGAAGUAUAUCUCACCAUUCCAUGACAUCCCCAUCUAUGCCGAUGAAUCGCAGAACAUAUUCCACGCCGUCAUUGAGGUUCCAAGAUGGACAAACGCAAAAAUGGAGAUUGCAACCAAGGAUCCGCUGAAUCCCCUGAAGCAGGACGUGAAGAAAGGGGAACUUCGGUACGUGUGCAACGUCUUCCCUCACAAAGGCUACAUCUGGAACUAUGGGGCCAUUCCGCAGACUUGGGAGGACCCACACCAUAAGGAUGAGGACACGGGUUGCUGUGGAGACAAUGACCCCAUUGACAUCUGCGACAUCGGCAACAAGGUGUGUUCUCGGGGCGAGGUGAUCAAGGUGAAGGUGCUGGGGACGCUGGCCCUGAUCGACGAGGGGGAGACGGACUGGAAGGUCAUAGUCAUCAACAUGGAGGACCCUGAAGCCAGCAGCUUUAACGAUAUCGAUGACGUAAGGAAACUGAAGCCAGGGUACCUGGAGGCAACGCUAGAUUGGUUCAAAAUGUACAAAGUUCCAGACGGAAAACCCGAAAACCAGUUUGCCUUCAACGGAGAAUUCAAAGACAGGGAUUUUGCCAUUAAAACCGUAAAAGACACACAUGACUUUUGGAAAGCCCUGAUCUCCAAAAAGAGUGACAAGGGCGAGCUAGACUGCAUGAACACUUGUGUGUCUGAUAGUGCGUACUGCUGUUCUGCGGAUGAUGCAAAGGCAGUUGUGAAUGCGACAAGUGCUCUUGGUGACGCAGAACCCAUUCCUAGCUCAGCUGACAAAUGGUACUACUACAACAAGACCUAACCGGAAGGACCAGGUGCUGCCACAACAUGCAACAAGAAAUGGAACACAUCAAAAACAUCAUAUCUCUAGAUAGGCUAUUUCUGUCACAGUGUUUGCAACUAGAUUCUGAUAGUAACAAUUCCUCUCUAUUCAUACACCUACAUACAUUUUUCACAGACAAUUGCGCAACAAAAGUCUGAGAAAGUCAAAGGCAUUUGAUCCAUUUGUCUGGCCUGUCUACCCUCUCAUAAAAAAUAAAAUAAUAUUGGGGAAAAACAUUG